CUAUAGACGCAAUUGCGAGGUGUGGCUCGCAUAUAUACAACACGGGAUGAGAUAUUCAAGGGGGUGUUAUCUGACUCUUCCUGGUAUUAUUUUAUGAAAAUUGUGUGAAAAACUAAGACAAUGGCUGCUAUAAGGAAAAAGCUGGUCAUCGUUGGAGAUGGUGCUUGUGGAAAGACAUGUUUGCUGAUAGUGUUCAGCAAGGAUCAGUUCCCAGAAGUUUACGUCCCAACAGUAUUUGAGAACUAUGUAGCUGAUAUAGAAGUAGAUGGUAAACAGGUUGAGUUAGCAUUAUGGGAUACUGCAGGUCAGGAAGACUACGACAGACUGAGACCGCUCUCUUAUCCAGACACAGAUGUUAUACUCAUGUGCUUUUCAAUUGACAACCCGGACAGUUUAGAGAAUAUCCCAGAAAAAUGGACACCUGAGGUGAAGCAUUUUUGCCCUAAUGUACCUGUCAUCCUGGUCGGAAACAAGAAAGAUCUCCGAAUGGAUGAAAACACUAAACGAGAACUGAUGAAGAUGAAACAGGAACCGGUGAGAACAGCUGAUGCCCAGUCGAUGUCAGACAAGAUCAGUGCUUACAAAUACCUAGAAUGCUCAGCCAAGUCUAACGAUGGUGUCAGGGAAGUGUUUGAGACAGCUACCAGGGCAGCACUACAAGUCAAAAAGAAGAAUAAAUCAAAAUGCAAUCUCUUGUAAGAGAUGUCCUCAUACAAGCUGGCAAGGCAUGGUAGUGGUCAACAAGAGCUCCUCAAGAGAAUAAUGCAUUUGAUGUACAUGUAUAUGUUUUGGGGAAAGAGAGAGCCAUUAUGUAAUAUUUUUGGACGUGCUUGGAAGGUCAAAGACAGCAGUAGUGCCAGCAUACAUUAUUUUAAUUGCUUAUUGUGGUAAUAAAGAGACAAUUGGCUUAAUUUGUAGUUGCAGGUUUAUGAAACCACUUUUCUUUCUUUUUUCCCCCUGAAAGCUUGGUGCCAUUUAGCUAAGAUCAAGAAAAUAUGGACCUAGCUUUAACAAGUACUCCAUGGUUAUUAUAUAAGAAGACUGAUUUGUUCAAUUUACAUGCAUAAAUUGAAGAAAUUUGGUAUCCCGAAAAAGAAAGAGACAAAAGAUGUAUCACUGCAUUUUACCCGUAAUAACUCAAGACCUCUUAUUUCAGUUUUACAAGGAAAAAAAACAUAAGUAGUUUGUUAUGAUGGUUCUAUGUUGUAUGCUUUUAGCAAAACAACAAUUGAAUCUACAUUCAUAUUCAGAUUCCAUUGUGGAUAUGAUAUUACAAAUGUUUUGUCUCUUUUCUUGAAAUCUCCUUUGAAGGUGCUCAAUGAGCAUAAACAACAUAUAUUUGGUAAAAGCAUUUCAGCUUGCAGACCCUUAUAACAUUAUAUUUAUUGAAGAAAAAAAUGUACAUUCUUAACCAUGUGGAAAAUGUGCACUUCUUUAUUGUGGUGGGGAUAUUUUUCUGAACUAAAAGGGUUACUGUUCUGUUAUCGUGCACAAGCCCAUUUGACCUUCAUCAUGUCUGCCACCCAUUGGACGUCAUGUCAGAGCACUUUCAGUUAUUGUAUGUAAGGAAUGGUCUACAUCUUUCUGGAGGCAUGCCACUAUCCUUUGCUUAAGCAGGAUUACAUAUUGUGAACACUUACCUCGUUCAGAGACCAUCACUGAAAUGUUGGCUGUUUCACUUAGUGCUCUAUGCAAGGAGGUAUUUUUUUCUCAGUCAGUCGCCAUGUUUUUUGCAUUAUGGGGUUCUUUGAUCCUCUAUUCUGCAUUGUGUUUUUGGCUGAGUAGGACAGGAAGAACAUCCUGCCAAGCAUUCCAGCAAUUCCAUUUGUAAAAAAAAAAAAAGAAAAACGAAUAAAUGAAUUAGGAAACAGGGAAGGAAGGAUAUGUAAAGCAAGGAGGAUAUCUUGCUGAAUGGAUAUGGUGUGUGGCAUCUGCACUUGAUGACUCUGCACCUGUGUAAAUUAUUGGGAAAUUGUAAAAAUUGACUAAAAAGGGGGAAAUAAUUGUUAAAAUAGCUUUGCAUUAGUCGUAUCAAAGGGUGCUUUUUACAUUUAUUUGCAUUAUUUGUUUGCUUUUGGAGACUUUCAUAGAAUGAAUAUUGAAUUGGAAGUAGUCCAGUUGUAAGAAAAGCGGAAUGGCUAUUUAUUAUUGUGAUUCGUGUACCUGUAGCACAAUAUAAGGGAGGAAGCUGACCCAAUUUGACUGAAUGAGUUUAAGAUGCAUUACUACAGAAUAUGUAACAUUAGAAAAAAAAACGCAUUAUCUGGCUGUGAUAAAUCUCAGUGAAUUGAUAGAAAUUUUCUAUGUUGACUUUCAAGACAAACAAAAGUUAUUGAUCUUGUAUGUAGUAACCAAAAAAAGGCAAGAUGUUGAGAUAGCUGACAUCUCACUGAUUCUAAAAGUCAACAGCUUUUCGCACCUGUUUUCAAUCAAACAGGAAUAUUUGACCAAGGGGCAAUGAUAGUUGUUGCACUACGUUUGCAAAACGAUAUUAUAUAGUUAUACACUGUACAUUGUUUUUAUACGAGUUCUGUCGUAAAUAACUAGUACAUGUAAACUGUGGUAGCUGUGUGUUAGUGUAUAAUAAUUGUGAUUCUUCAGACUAAAUUUUUAAAAAGUGAUGAAAAUAUGGCAAUGAUGGUGACAGUUAAAUAUAUGUACACCAAGACUCAAUAUUUCUACCAUUAUCCCCAUGCACUGCUUGUCAUAAAUAUCUAAUAUUUGUAUCAUUCACAUAUACUUAUAUUUAUGGGAAAAUGUUAUUUUUUAGACCUUGUUUGCUCACUACUUGCUCAGUUGAUGUGAGGCUUAUGACAUACUUGCAGGAGCUUGCUAAACUUUGUGAUAUCUUUAUUUGUAAAUGACAGCAAAGUGUUGGUCACUGGACAAGUCCAUUCCAUGCAAAGUAAUUUCAGAAGGGCCUUGUUCAUAAAACUUAGCAUUAAUAUUAAUAAAUGUGUUAAGUUUCUCAAAUACAGUUUCAUUAAAAAAAGUUUUAUGAAACAAGGCCUGAUUUGAUGAUACAAUGUAUGCAACUUGGCAUGGGGUGAAAUGAAAUGGACUACCUCUAAACAGCAAAAGCAGUCAACAUUCCAUUUCUCUUGUAAUAUUUUGGUUUCUUGUAAGUGAAGUAAGAUGAAUCGGUAAUUGAAUGAUCCUUGGUUCCUUUAAAGGGAAAAUGCAUAGAGUUCUGGUAUCAUUGGUUUUGCUGUUUAUUGGCAGGAAGAGAACACAAGUCCUUCAACCUUUUGAUGUCAUUUUCAUUUUCUUCUCUCAAUAAUUGGAAUUUCAGUGCUGUUAUGUAUUUUCAAAUGUGUGUGUGCAUAUGUUUCUACAAGUUUGAAUGUUUGAUUGAUAAUUUGCAGAAUGAUAAUGGACAGGAAGGCAGUAAGGAAGCUACUCUGAACCUGUCCAAAUAUAUAUUAAAAAUGUGAUUUCUGCAUUUUUUUUUUCAUUCAAAAUGUCCUUUGAUUGGUUUAUUUUUUCAUUGUUAAAAUGUAAUGUAUGUUUUUAUAACUGAAUAAUUUUUGCCCUGUGGCUGUCUUUUCUUUCUUGUAUAUUAUCCCCUAAACAAGAAACAGAUAUAAAUUAAUAUGUAUUUACCUUGUUUUUUUUUAAUCUCAACUCAUUUAAAGAUGUUUUUCCAUGGAUAAUUUUCAAUUUGAUUUUGAAUGGUCAGGGUAUUUAUUUUACAUGGGAACUAUAUUCAGAGUAAAUAUCAAACUAAAGAAUAUUAGGAUAUCAAAAAUUGAUAUUACGUAAUGGAACAUUUAUUAUGAGUUACAACGUAUUUUAAUUUACCUUUAUGUCAUUUCAGCAUGAGUUUGAAUUUCAAAGUCUUGUUAAAUUUGGACUUGCUGAUUAUUUAUAUAAAAUAUUUCAAAACACUAGCCUGAGAGGUAUUGCAGUCAUAUUGAUAUUGUGUGGAAAAUUCCCCCAAAUUAAUCUGUCUUGUUAAUGUUUCCACUGUCGUGUCUUUUGUUCCUAUGUGAUGAAAGAGGACUAAACUGCAUCAUAUUUUCCACAUUCUUUUCUUUGUGUUUUAUUCAUUGUUGAAAGAUGUACUAACUAGGCUUUGCAUAGAAAACUGACUUGUGACAUUUUGGUAUGUUUGUGAAUUAAUUUACAUAUAGAUUUUUAAAAUCGAGAAUAGAAGAAAAAUAAACAUCACUAUUACAUUAACUGCACAAAACACUGCAUUGUUAGCUUUAAGGUACAAAUGGCUAACAUUAUGUUGUCUUUGUGCCUGCGUAUAUAUAUAUAUUUUAUAUACCUAUUCCUUUUCUUAUCAUUUUUCCCCCUCACACUUAUUGAAUUUUUCAGUACUGGAGUUUUAAGGUGAAAGAAAUGUAAUCCAUAAAUAAUGAGUAUCUAGAAUGUAGUUGCUUUUAAUAGUUGAGUAUUACUCUUGACAAAAUGAAAAAUAUUCUAGAUAAAUGCAUAUUAUAAUCUUGUGUAUAACAUGCUCUCUCAGCGUGAUGAAAAUAACUUGUGUAUUUUAUUUCCUUUUUCAUUUUCUAUUAGAAGUAGUAAUAGUGUCAUGUACCAGUAUAUAUAUAACUCUAUUUCUGAAGAUGUUGCAUUUAGAGCAACUCUGUUCAUGUUCCUUAUCUUGAUCAAUGUUUUGCUAUUAUUCUUAUGGAUCAACUGAGCAGAAUACAUGUGCAUAUGAUUAAUAAAUUACAGAAGUAUGUGGAGUCAAA
Messenger RNA from Lytechinus variegatus (green sea urchin), 4703 nucleotides. Its product is annotated as ras-like GTP-binding protein RHO. NCBI's taxonomy places the organism in Eukaryota, Metazoa, Echinodermata, Echinoidea, Temnopleuroida, Toxopneustidae. The coding region runs from base 121 to 699 and encodes 192 amino acids. The transcript is spliced from 4 exons. Gene Ontology annotation, biological process: small GTPase-mediated signal transduction; cell migration. Gene Ontology annotation, molecular function: GTP binding; GTPase activity. The record is from RefSeq and is a predicted model, not a curated record.